Molecule: messenger RNA, 731 nt
Organism: Musa acuminata subsp. malaccensis (wild Malaysian banana)
Lineage: Eukaryota; Viridiplantae; Streptophyta; Magnoliopsida; Zingiberales; Musaceae
Product: thioredoxin-like protein YLS8
Biological process (GO): mRNA splicing, via spliceosome
Cellular component (GO): U4/U6 x U5 tri-snRNP complex; U5 snRNP; spliceosomal complex
Source: RefSeq, a predicted model, not a curated record
AGAGAGAGAGAGAGAGAGAGAGAAGAGGGAAAGGAAGAGGCGCGGGCGGUGGUGGUAGCGGGAGACGCAAGUAUGUCGUACCUCCUGCCGCACCUCCAUUCUGGGUGGGCCGUGGAUCAGGCGAUCCUGGCUGAGGAAGAGCGCCUCGUCGUCAUCCGCUUCGGCCACGACUGGGACGAGACGUGCAUGCAGAUGGAUGAGGUGUUGGCAUCUGUUGCGGAGACCAUCAAGAAUUUUGCUGUGCUAUACCUGGUUGACAUCACUGAGGUGCCAGACUUCAAUACCAUGUAUGAGCUGUAUGAUCCAUCAACCGUGAUGUUUUUCUUCAGGAACAAGCAUAUCAUGAUUGAUCUUGGGACGGGAAACAAUAAUAAGAUCAAUUGGGCCCUCAAGGAUAAGCAGGAGUUUAUCGAUAUCGUGGAAACCAUCUAUAGGGGGGCAAGGAAAGGUCGUGGUCUGGUGAUUGCUCCAAAGGACUACUCUACCAAGUAUCGCUACUAGUGAAAUGAGCUUGUGUCAUUGACUCAUCUCAAUUGCAGCUUGAACCGUUACAUGUACCUAAAGAUGGCAUGGGGUAAUGCUUGUGUGAUCGAUACCGGUGUCUAGCACCAACAACUUGGCUUGAUCCUGCUUCUAAAAGAACUUGGAUGUCUCUUGUUGAUUCAAUCGGUAAAUGAAUGACGGAUCCACGGAAAUUAGUUCCCUUGUGGAUCUGACUUCAUAUUCUUGAA